This is a messenger RNA of Jaculus jaculus (lesser Egyptian jerboa), 2025 nucleotides long. It is a transcript of the gene Tslig3b, whose product is annotated as family with sequence similarity 98 member B. Gene Ontology annotation, cellular component: tRNA-splicing ligase complex. Bases 71 to 1357 code for a protein of 428 amino acids. The record is from RefSeq and is a predicted model, not a curated record. Lineage: Eukaryota; Metazoa; Chordata; Mammalia; Rodentia; Dipodidae. The transcript has 8 exons.
ACCCGGACGCGGUGACGCUGGUUUCCGGCGGGCUUUUUAGAGUGACGAACCGCUUGGGGGCUGAGAGACCAUGAGAGGGCCGGAGCUCGGUGGCCCCGAAACUGCCAUGGAGGGGGACGUGCUGGAUACCCUGGAGGCCCUGGGGUACAAGGGACCACUGUUGGAAGAAGAGGCUCUUUCCAAGGCUGCAGAGGGUGGCCUGUCUUCACCUGAAUUCUCUGAACUCUGUGUUUGGUUGGGUGCUCAGAUCAAGUCUUUGUGCAGUUUGGAGGAAAGCAUCACUUCAGCUGGGAAAGAUGACUUGGAGAGCUUCCAGCUGGAGAUCAGUGGUUUUUUGAAGGAAAUGUCCUGUCCGUAUGCAGCACUUGUAUCAGGAGAUGUUAAAGACCGUUUGAAGAAGAAGGAUGACUGUCUGAAACUACUCUUAUUCUUAAGUACAGAACUUCAAGCUUUACAGAUACUGCAAAACAAGAAACAUAAAAAUUCUCAAUUAGAUAAAAACAGUGAAAUUUAUCAGGAAGUUCAAGCUAUGUGUGAUAUCCUUGGUGUACCCAAGUCAAGCUCUUCUGACAUUCCACUUAUGCUAAACCAAGUGGAAUCAAAGGUGAAGGAUAUUCUCUCUAAAGUCCAGAAAACUCAUGUGGGAAAACCACUGCUGAAAGCUGAUUUAAAUCCUGAACAGGCAGAAAAACUGGAAAGAAUUAAUGAUGCUCUUUCUUGUGAAUACGAAUGCCGAAGGCGGAUGUUAAUGAAGCGAUUAGAUGUGACAGUGCAGUCCUUUGGGUGGUCUGACAGAGCAAAGGUAAAAACAGAUAAUAUAGCAAGAAUUUAUCAGCCCAAGCGUUAUGCCUUGUCACCCAAAACAACAGUUACAUUGGCACAUCUACUUGCUGCUCGUGAAGAUCUGUCUAAGAUCAUUAGGACAAGUAGUGGCACCAGCCGGGAGAAGACUGCAUGUGCCAUUAAUAAGGUCCUAAUGGGAAGGGUACCUGACAGAGGAGGACGGCCUAAUGAAAUUGAACCACCACCUCCUGAAAUGCCCCCUUGGCAGAAGAGACAAGAAGGCGGUGGAAGGGGUGGUUGGGGUGGUGGUGGUGGUGGUAGAGGAGGUGGUGGAGGUGGAAGAGGUGGAUGGGGAGGGGGAGGGGGAGGAGGAGGAGGUGGAGGAUGGGGAGGGGGUGGGGGAGGGGGUGGAGGGUGGGGAGGAGGAGGUGGAGGAGGUGGUGGUAGAGGUGGUUUCCAAGGCAGGGGAGAUUAUGGUGGGAGGGGGGGCUAUGGUGGAAGAGGGGGUUAUGGUGGGAGAGGUUAUGGAGAUCCAUAUGGAGGAGGUGGUGGGGGUGGGUAUAGAAGAUAUUAAAAAUGAGAAAUUGGAGAGAAGUACUUGUAGUUAGAUGCAUAGGCUUAGUGUUCUAAAUAACAUACUUGAGUGUCAUCUGUGAAGUAUAUCAUGUUAGAUUCCCUGGUAAUACCACACGUGAAUAUGUAAGAGCAUUGUUUUAUGCACCAUUUGAGGGUAAAGUCAUGAUUUUUCCAUACUGUAUGUAUUCUUGAGCAUGUUGUGUCUUUUUAAAAGAAACAAAAACUAUUUUUAAAAUUGUAAAUAUUUAUUACCGGCAAACUUGGAUAAUAGAAAGUAUUUUAUUGUCACGAUUGAAUUUAGACUGUUAACUGGUAUUUUUGUUCAGGGUUGAAAUACAUAAAUGACCCCACCUGUAACAGAAAGGAAAGAGAGUCUUUGACUCAUUUGUUUCUCUGUGGAUAUGUCUUACAGUUGUUAGUUCUGUUUUACAGAUAGAAAAUGUGUCUAAUACUUGUGUUCAAUAAGUGGUUGUCAUUUUUUUUAAUAGGACAAGAUUCCUUUGCCCAGGUUUCUAUUAAAUUUCCAUUAGCUGAAGUCCAUGUCUUCUUUUUUGCAUAUGAGAUCUAUUUUCCAGUUGGCUUUGAAAACUAUGUGAUUUACUGAAUAGCUAUUUUAAAAAUUGAGGUCCGAAUUACUUCAAAGGAAUAAAAGUUGUACCAAUUUUA